GAGAUGUAGUAAAAAAGGCAGGGUUGUUUUCAUGUUUCCCUCUCUGUAGAGAACUGUGUGUGUGGAAAAGAAAGAGGGAUUUUUAAAAAAAAUAAAGAGAGAAUGAAAAGAGAGAAAUUGCUUUCAGUUGCUACAAGUUAAACUGGAUUUUUCUAAAAGCAUUCCAGCAGUUUGAGGAGUUUCUCAGAUCAGCAUCUUGCAAGAAGAUUUUGGACAAGGACUCUGCUCAGAGAAUACACUGACCUUUGAUGAAGACGUGGUAUCCCUCUUUUUGAGAUCUAAUUCAGUGGCUUUGACACUGAAUGUUUCAUUUUCAUGCAAAAUCCUUGAUUCCUUUCACACUUUUUUCACCAAAAUAUUUUUUAAGUUACUUUUUAGAUUAAUUUCAGCAUCUCCUCAAGAGGAUAUAUGAAUUUCAGAGACAUUUGUUUUGCUCCCUACAAUCUUUAAGGUAAAAUUACAUUGUCUGCACAAUUUGGAGAAAGUGUGGGGAGAAAACAAAACAACAGAUAUUUAUGAUUUACUUUUUUAUUUUGAAGAGAUCAUUUUGACUGACUAUUUACACUUUGAUUUAUUUAUCAUUGAAAACACAGCUUUUGACGUUGGCUGUUAAAUUUGUGGUUGAUAAGAUUUAAGUUAAGCUUCUUGUCAAUCAAUAUUUUUUAGACCAUAGCUGAAUUUUCUAACAGAUUUACCAAAGUGCUGUUAUAAAGUAAGGGUAGGUUUUAAAUUUUUUUGCAUUCAGCUCAAAGAGGGAGAAAGAAAAAAAACACACACAGAUGGCUCAGAAAGACGGAGGAACAGAGCAGGGGUGCAUUAAAACAGAGGACAGUUUAGGGGCCAAAACAAUGGUUGGGGCCCCCUCAGCUGGUGGAGGAGUGGUGGUGGAAGUUCGGGAGAAGAAGGGACCUCUGCGGGCUGCAAUACCCACAAUGCCUUUCCCCGUGGCUGUCAUUUGUCUUUUCCUAAACACCUUCAUACCUGGGCUUGGAACUCUGGUCUCGGCGUUCACUGUGCUGUGUGGAGCGCGCAGCGAGCUGAUCUCAGAGCGAGGCAUGUGCUGUGUGUUCUGGCUCAAUGUGGCAGCCGCCCUCAUCCAGAUCCUGACAGCCGUUAUAAUGGUUGGAUGGAUCAUGAGCAUCUUCUGGGGAAUGGACAUGGUCAUCCUGGCGAUUUCUGAAGGUUGUAGAGACCAGGGUAUCCCUCAAGAUGUCUGAGACACGUCUUUUUCAAACACAUUGAUGGAUCCAGUUAAGAUUCAGCAGUAAAACUACAGUGAAGGAAAACAGUGACUUUUACGAUGAUAAUGAGUUCACAGCAAUGUGUGUCAGAGAUGUUAAAGAUUAAAAAGACUGGACAUCAGACUGAAUUUUUUUUAUAUGAACAUAAUUUGGAUAUUAAAAAUAUGAUUUUGUUUUAUUUAAGAGAGAAUUUAGUGUGUUUUUAAAAUUUUAGGCUUUCAUGUUUUGUUGGAAUAAACUCGGUGUUAAUGUUUCAGCAUCUUUCAUUUGCAAAAUAAAAUAAAAUAAAAAAUCAACUAAAGUUGUGAAUCCAAAAAGGCCAUUUUUAUAUAACGAUAAAAACCUUGAAACUAAAAGUUGUUUAUCAUGGGCUUAACAUUGGUGUCCACUGCUGACCUGGAAAUUGAGUGAAUAAAUGUCACAUUAAUUUGCAAAAAAAAAAGUGUCUCUCUCAACUGAAACAUCUAUAUAAUGCAGAAGUUCAGAAGUUGUAUUUCAUAAAAAUAAAUAUUGUUUAUAAUAACAUAACCACUUAGUAUAUAUACAUUUUUUUAGAUUUUAGUUCUUGUUUAGACACAUAUUUCCAAAAUGACUCAUCUUUCCUCAAAUGCUUCAAUUUUCCUCACAUCCUAAAUGUGUAAAUCCUUGCCAGUGGGAUCUAACACAUUAUUCAAGCUUCAAAACUAAUUAAUUAACAAGUCUCAAAAUACCAACUCGAGCUGUUUACUUGGGCCACAAAACUGUCUUCCACAUGAAAAAAAAGUGGCAUGUUUCCAGAAAGUCCGUCCAAAAAUGUCAGAGGUCAAGAAACAACGAAACUGAAAGUAAAAACUCAUGGGUUCCAGAUUAACCCUUUGACUGCCUUGUCAUCCUCCACACUGCAUUUCAGUGAGUAAAUGGUUACUUAAAUAUAAAGGGUUAAGACCAGGGUCAAGAGCUUUUAGAUGGAUACGACUUGGGUAGAUCCAUUUCUGGCAACCUAUUCAUACUAACUUGUAACUGUGCCAGCUGAAAAAGAAAUGUAUGUUAUAAAGCAUGUAUGUUGUAGGUUACUUUGGUUUAAUAUAAUUAACUUAAAAAUAUCUGACAGUGCAAAGGGCCUAAGAGGUAAAAAAAAAAAAAAAAAAAUCACUUAAAACAGACUCAAAUACAAGAAAAAUGGCUUGAGUCUAUUUGGGUCUGUUUUGAAUCCAGUUAAGAGAAUUAAAAUAAAAUCAUAUUCUGCUUAAAAAUGUAUUUUCAUAUCCACAGUAGAGACAGACUUUAAUAGCUGGUGCUCUGAAUUUUAAGUCUUCUCUGCUGCAUAAAGCGUGAUGUAAUUAGAAAACUGGUUUAUUAUCCUGGCAUUAUUGUUGUUUUCUGCCAAAGUAUCUUAGUAUAUUAAGCACUAGGAAUAAGGGUUCAACAAUUAUAUAAUGCAGAAUAGACAAGGAUAAAAAAUAUUAAAUUAAUUAAUUAGUAAAUGAUCCACACAAUUAAAUUGAAUAUGAAAAUUUCAGGUUUAGUUCUUGUACCAUUCGUCACCAUUAUUCCUUACCAAAUACCUUUUCAAUGAAACUGCCAUGAUUUGUAUAAAAGUAAUGUUUUUAUGUCUUUUCAUGCUGUACAGGAUUUGUAUGCCAAAAAAAAAUGAUGAUGAUGAUGAUGAUGAUGAUGAUGAUGAUGAUGAUAUUCAAUGCCUUACAACUAAUUCCUGUAUCUUUUA
Molecule: messenger RNA, 2946 nt
Organism: Cyprinodon variegatus (sheepshead minnow)
Lineage: Eukaryota; Metazoa; Chordata; Actinopteri; Cyprinodontiformes; Cyprinodontidae
Gene: stum
Product: chromosome unknown open reading frame, human C1orf95
Exons: 4
Coding region: 780-1217 (145 amino acids)
Source: RefSeq, a predicted model, not a curated record